AUGAAUGGUUUACUGCGAAGCAAACAAGGUUGUUGGACCUGCCGUUUGCGCAAGAAGAAAUGCGACGAACGGAAACCUUCGCCAUGUUUAACAUGCGAAUCUUUAGCGAUCACAUGUUAUGAACAUGGAGUAAAGCCAGAGUGGAUGGAUAAUGGGCCAAGAGAAAAGGAAAUGGCGAAUAGAAUCAAACAAAUUGUCAAACACACAUCACGUCGAAAGGGUCGGUUAGCUAGUGCAUCCGCGGAUCAAAAGAAUGGUGAUGCAGAAGCAUCCGCCAUCAGUCUCGCACCAAAGCCUACAGCUGUAUCCUCGAAUAGGAGUUCUAUAGUAAUUGGAGAUGUAGAUCACCAGAGGCCAAAUUCUGAGACUUCCCCUGCCCACUCAGAGCAGAGUGCAUCAGCUGACGCUUCCAUGGGCUCGACGCCAGACAGCGGAAACAGCUUUCCAAGUACACCGUCAAUUACAGGCAAUGAAGCUGCUUUACUUAUGCAUUUCCUGGAUAAUGUGUUUUCACUGCAAUACCCCAUGUAUAAGCCUGAAGUAGCUGAAGGAGGACGAGGAUGGUUGCUCUCGCUUCUACUGAAAACUAAACCGUUAUAUCAUGCAUCUAUUGGCUUAAGCGCAUAUCAUCGGGGGGUUGUACUUCGUGGAAUAAGUCACGGUGCGUGUACAAAGCCCAGCAUUGCUGAACAAGAGGGUCACCUUGCUAUAUGCUUGACUGAAUUUCAAGAUGCAUUCAGACUCGCCCAAAAAUCUGUCUCUGAUUAUUCAAUCUGUCCGGAUAAUGGUCUUGAGAUUAUGGCUUGUGUUGUUCAACUCGUGUUUUUCGAGCUUUUUGGUGUACGCAAAAGUUCUUGGCAGAUUCAUCUCCGUGCUGCCACGGAUAUAUUUGGUCAAGCGUACCGAAAACAUACCACCGAGCUUGGCUUAUUGGUUAACAAUGAGUCAACUUCCGACACACUGUCAACGCUUUGCAAGUUGGGAGAUAGCGAGAACACUAUAACUUUUCAGUUUUUAUUUGGAGUGGUUUUAUGGUUGGACAUAGUAUCUUGUGUAACUACAGGAAAGUCACCGCAACUCCUUGAUCUUCACCCUGUGGCAUUCGGCGCAAAGGCUCAGAUCAAGCUGGAGAAAAUCAUGGGCUGCAAGAACUGGGCUAUGACUGAAAUAGGUCGCAUUUCCAUGUUACAUGAAUCUAAGCGAGACGGGCUUCAGGGUGGUAUUUUUGAUGCUCACUCAUUCGAGAAUCAGGUUGAGAACAUCAGACAAACCAUCCGACGUGGGCUAAAUGAACAGUUCUUGUCAGAACUUCGCAUUACAAACCCAAGCUCGACUUCGCAUGUCGAAUCACGGAUAGGUCCCCAAGACAUCAUCACGCGACUGUUUACCCGUGCUGCUUACAUCUAUUUAGAGCUUGUUGCUGGUGGAUUCAAGAGCAUUGAAGAAAAUCCGGACCUACACAAUAUUAUCGCUGGACCGAUGACGAUACUUUCGACAUUGCUACGUGGAGACACAUUUCGUGCUAUUAAAUAUGUUCUCUUCGCCUCCAUUGAAGGACCCCUCAAUGCAUCAUCGGAGUACCAUCUUACCUCUUCUGGAAAAGUUGCCGCACUGCUAUGUAGCAAAUGCCAACAAAAUUACUAUCUCAAACCUCUGAACUCGCUCGAACAACGACUUACUACUCGGGUAAGCGGACGGAAGUAUAUUCUCAAACUUCCAUUCAGAAAUGCUAUCCGAAUACCACUCGAUACACAACCAAGACUACUUCAAUACGAAGCAUCACAACAAAGACAUCAAGAAUUUACCCUUCUUCUCGGUAUCUCUUCCCAGAACGUCACCGGAGCUAUCAAAGUUGCAUAA
This is a messenger RNA of Sclerotinia borealis F-4128, 1860 nucleotides long. The record is from the annotation of a GenBank genome assembly. NCBI's taxonomy places the organism in Eukaryota, Fungi, Ascomycota, Leotiomycetes, Helotiales, Sclerotiniaceae.